AUGCUACUCGAGGAUCGCGCGAACGGGAUCGACACGCCGCUGGAUCAGCUGCACCUGAAGUACUACAACUUGGUGCAGGUGGACCUGGUGCGCAUGCCGAGCGAGUCGAGCGCUGGCACACCACUGGUGACGGCCAGUGCCGGCGAGGGCCACAUGAAGCUAGACCCGGCGGCACCGUCGUCCGUAGCAGCGGCCAACGAGCGACCGGCAUCGAAGCAAGCCAAACCGGACAGCCCGGCGCCGGUAAAGACGCUGGCGGAUCAGGUCGCCGAGGGCAAGUACGGGCUGAUCCACCGGGAGCUGUUCCAGCGUCGGCCCCACCGCGUCGGGGUGCUGAGCUACCAGCGCAACGAGGAGGUGCCGCUAGACGACGAGCGUAACUACGGUGGCCUGAGCCCGGACGAGAUCUGGCUGGCCGAGGACCACCUGCUGGUGUUGAAGGGGGGCUCCAUCAGUUUCAACAACAACCACCCCAACCGCUCGGUGUCGUCCCCGUCGGCCGUGGUGUGGAAGCCGAUCGAUGACUACCGGGCGCCGGACCGCCAGGUGCAGAUCCCGGCCAACCCGUCGGUGCCGCCUCCCUUUCCUGUUCAGCUCCGCGAGAACGGACCGAUUGAGUUUAUCCGAGGUCAUCAGACAGCGGCAUUUAAUCCAUUUACUAAUGAAUCGGCGUUCCUAUUCACCAACAAAGCGUUCCCGGUCAUACGACCGGAAGAUUUCGGCGGGCAAAAUAUACUUGCCGGGCCAGCGGCGCACAAUGGUACUGGCCAGCACCACGGGGUCCAGUAUCCGGCUCCAGUCCACCCGCCCCCGGUCAGCGACAAUCGGACGUACUCGAACCCGUUCCUAAAGCUUCCCCCGCUGGAACCGCCCCUGGGACUGCCGCUCGGGCUGCCACCGCAAGGUUCGCUGGACGACGCGCAGAAUCGCACCGGGGUACGCGACGAAGACGACCCGUCGCUGUACUAUCCGCCGCCGUACACGUUCGAGUACCGUGCGAACUACACGAACCCGGUGCCACCGGGGCCACUAGUUCCGGGCAUUAUACUGCCUCCGCCGCCCAACUUCUUCAUCCUGAAGCCGACACCCGGGACGAACGGGACUACCGGGGGCGCUGGCGAACCCGCCGGCGGAUCGUCGUCGGCUGCGAAGCCGAUACACCGACCCAGCCCCGGACGUCCGACUAGCCUGCUGAUGGCGAUCCCAGUCCACAAAACGCCGGCGACGAUGACGACGGCAACGGUGACGAGACCGCCGGCGCGAGUUGAGAUACAGAAGGCCGUGCUGAAGUCGUUCGUGCCGGUGAUUGAGGUGUACGAGGCCGGACCGCUACCGAAACCGACCGCCGUCAGCAAGCGGCCGCGAGUGAAGCCGGCGACCGUGCCGGACAUCUUGAGUACCACGACCACAACCACUACGGCAGCCACUCCGACGACACCACUGUUGACGCCCUCCACGAAGCUGCACAAGAUUCCGCACGAGGUGCACCGCCAGCCCGGCGGGAGCGGCCCGCUCCCAGUCAAGGCACAGGCUCACCCGAUCUACGCCGAGUACUUCAACAUCAAGUCGACGUCGACGCCGUCGUUCUGGGGCGACGUGGUGUCACCGACGCCACACCCACCGCGUACGUACCUGCCGGCCAAGGUACGGAACCCCGGUCAUCAGAGCAACGAGUUCAUCUCCACCUACGGCUACAGCCCGAUCGAGCAGUUCCACCGGGAGGUGCACACGAUCCGUCAGACGCUGCAGAUCUACGAGAAGGCCAACAAGCUGUCGAAGGCAUCCCGGACGUCGAAGGUUCACCCGGUCCACCACUACGCACGGCCCGAGCCAGCGCCGCCCGGUAACGCGGUUUACCACACCGUGUUCUCGGACGUCGCCCCACAGUCGCCGGUUGUUGGGCCGCACAAGUACGCGUCUACCGGCAGCGGAACGGUAGCUACCGCGUACGCUAACUAUGAACCACAGGCACCUGCGUCGCCACCACCGCCACCACCAGCGUCGUUUCACCACACCUUCCGACCGAGCACCGUCCAGGAGCUUCCACCGAGCUACUACGUCACCACCACCACCGGUGACGGCGCUCCGUUCGGGACGUUCGGGCGCAUCUAUCCUUCGUACGUGUCGCCCGACCAGACCGGGUCACAUCUGGGUCAGCCACAGCACUACUACCAGCAGCAGCUGCCCGCCGAGCCGAAGUACCCGCCGCAGACGGACCUGUCCUACAUCGCACCGGUCAUCCUAAACAACGGGGCCAGCGGGUACAAUCGUCAGCCGACCGAGGUGGACGGUACGACGACCAAAUCCUACCUCAUCCUGGACCACCGGACCGCGGGCCGUUUGCGUGAGCGCCAGCCACGGCCCUCAUUGGUUGCACCGCCACCCGGGUACCUGGGGUAUCGCACCAACGCCGCCAACAGCGCCCCCUACGAGGCCGGUCUAACGGAUCAGGGGCUGCCGGCGCGAGACCGGUAUCUGGAGGGCGACAUCCUGGUCAACUACAAGCACCCGUUGCCGGCGCUGAACCCGGACAGCGAGUACUUGCCGUACCACCACCGACUGAAGGUUCGCAAACGCCAGAACCACCGCCAGAUGGCGAGUGAGCCGAAAGCGUACCCUUCCACCGGUCAGCCUCUGUAUUCGCACCGAUAGGUUUGGCACUAUUAGCAGUAGCAGUAGUAGUAGUUUGGCAUGGGAGUGACUGGGCAGUGCAGGCAGUUCGUACGGAUCGAGACUAGUUGUAAAUAGAUAAAACACUUUGGCGGUUAGGAGGCGAGUUGCGGGAUCGGGAGGGUGAUCUAGAUAGGAAUUGUGGAAGCCACGUUUGGGUUAUCGUCAUAUUAAUGCAAUAGUGUACAAUGGCACGGUGCGCGUGCCCAAGGGCUGAGGGCCACUGCUACACUGUUCACCACCGGCAGGGACGAGCAGCGUAGUCACAGGGUCAAACGGGAUGCCGCAAAGAUGCUAGGAGUGUUGCUGCUCGGUCUGCUGCGAUUUUUGGGGACGUCAUGUAAAAGACCACAAAACCACAAUUAUGUAUGUACUACUCUGUACUUUCGCUUUAUUGCUUGAUGAAUACAAAACUACGC
Anopheles bellator is the source of this 3089-nucleotide messenger RNA. RefSeq lists its product as uncharacterized. Lineage: Eukaryota; Metazoa; Arthropoda; Insecta; Diptera; Culicidae. The coding region runs from base 1 to 2652 and encodes 883 amino acids. The record is from RefSeq and is a predicted model, not a curated record. The transcript is spliced from 2 exons.